This is a messenger RNA of Naegleria lovaniensis, 1743 nucleotides long. RefSeq lists its product as uncharacterized. The record is from RefSeq and is a predicted model, not a curated record. Gene Ontology annotation, biological process: nuclear-transcribed mRNA catabolic process, nonsense-mediated decay. The transcript is spliced from 3 exons. Bases 1 to 1743 code for a protein of 580 amino acids. NCBI's taxonomy places the organism in Eukaryota, Heterolobosea, Eutetramitea, Acrasida, Naegleriidae.
AUGAAUCAACACCAGCAACAACAACCAUCAUCAUUAUCACAAUCAAAUUCGAGGUUUAUCGCUCAUAGUACUGGUGGUCAAAUUAAUAUUACAAUGAAUGCAAAUAACAACAGCAAUAACAACAACAACAAUGGAACAUCAUCGGCAAGAGUAAAUUCCAAUAGCAGUGGUGGUACGAGUAGUAGUGGAGGAUCAAGAAAGAAGCAGCCUCAACCAUCCCAAUUCUAUGGCACCAAAGACACUACCCCCAUGACUUCAUCGGGAGCAGGAAAGGGAUCAUCAUCGCACGAAGGCAAAGGUAUGAUGAUUACAUCUCCAAAGCCCACGUACAAAAGUCUAGUUUCCAAACCCAACGUUCAAAUCAAAGGUACUCCACAAAUAUUGGCACCAAAGAGAGGUCAAACCGAACCACAAGUACCAUCUAAUGGUAUAAGCACUUCAGCAACAACAACUACUCCGGGAGGUAUUCAAUUGUUACAAAAGCCAACAAGUGGUACAGCACCCAAGGGUACUGCAAACACUUCUCAAACCUCUUCACAAACACAUUUAGGAGAUAUUAUAAGCCAGAAUUAUACUUCGGCCAAUGUGACGCAAGCAGUAAACAUUGCCACAAGAGCCGUAUCCUCCAAAGAGUUGAAUGGAGGUCAACUCGAGGCAAACAAACCAAGUACAUCAUCAGUUGCAGCACUAAAGCUUCCAGAUCAUCCCAUUAUUCAAGGAUUUACCGACAAGGGACUAAGUCUUAUUCACGAAAUUGCUUCGGGAUCAUUUAAUAGUAUUCUGGAAUUGCAAUCCAAUCACCUACAACAACUUGCAAAUCUAUUCCCAAACGACAAGCAAUUAUCUACUGAAAGCAAUAACUAUUCCGUUAUUGGAGUUAUUGAGGUUUUUGCUGUUGAAGAUGUGGAGUGCUUUCUGGAUUGCAAAUAUAAGACCAGUGGAGUUGACAUUUAUAGAACUUCAGAUCAGCAAAUAUUUAUUGAUACCCAACCUUUGUUUGCUUCUCAAGUUCAACAUCCAACGAGCGGCAGUGGCUACUAUUCCACAUCUGGACACAGUAUGGGACUCACUUCUAGCGGAUCUAAGUCAUUUGAGCCCUCUGUUGAGGCGGUAUCAAUUGCUGCAUUAGAGAGUUUUGUUGACAUUACUAGUCUUCAAAUUGCGUUAUUUGUGUUCAGUGUUGCACAUGUCGUUAUUGUCAUGUUGGAUCAUCAAUCAGAUGCGCUUGAACAAUUCAAAAUGUUUCAAUUUAUUCAAACAAUUAGAAUGUUACAGCAAGGAGUACCAAGCAUUACUCAGUGUGGAAAGGUUUCUUCCUCUGCAGCAGCUACUCUUGAAGGACAUGUUCCUGAAAUUGUUUUUGUUUUCAACAAGGUACAACCUAGGGAUAUGAGCGAAUUGAAUAUUAAGCACAUGCAAGCAUUGCUUGAUUCGUACUUUUCGAGUACAUACUUUAGAAAAAACGGCCAUAUCCAUCCACAUAUGUGGCAUCACAAUUUUAAGAAAAACGAAACUGUGAAUUUCUUUAUGAUUCCCUUUACAUCUAAGAAGAUUGAAGACAUUGCGGAAUCUUUUAAUAUUCUAAAGAAAGGUAUUCACACCAUGCCAAAACCAGUCUUCAAGAAAAUGUCUCAAGCAGAAUGGUUUAGUAGCACCGUUAGAAAUUUCGAGGUGAUAAAGAAGAGCUAUUUCCUUCAGGAGUAUAUUCGUAAAAUAACAAGCAGUAUGUCUGUGCAUAAUUGA